AUGCCCAGCGCGCCAGGCAAUGCGACCGCUUUAAAGGGCCGUGACGUCGGCAGGCGGUGUGGCCGCCACGCAAACUGUGCGCAGAGCAAUUGCGCGCACACGGCGACAGCGACAGCGACAGCGACAGUGACAGCGCCGGCGACAGCGAACACCCAGGAUGACAACGGCUGCAAAAAGAGAAGAAUCGCAGGGCGAACCCGAGGGAAACGGCUGCUAGUAUUAAUGAACCCGCUCGACGCACCCGGCGUCGUGGAGACGCAGUGCAGCCGGCCCAGCAUCAAUGGGCAGACAGGCGAGCCAUGGUGGGCUACGUGUCAAGCGUCCAGCUCCUCCGCUAAGCUGUAUCAAUGUCCGUACAUACACGCCGGGCUGCAGGUUGCAUUGCCCGUAACAACUCCAGCCAAGGCGUUGCCAGCUGUCCCUCAACCGACGUCAGUUUUGCCCUCGCUGCUGCGCUACCUCUACACACCUGCAGGGCUGUGCCGCAGCUGCGUCUCAGACGAACCACCACACCCGUUUGCCAGCGCAUCGUUCCACCGCCUCAUCCUGUUAAUAGCACCAUGGCCAUGGCCACGCCGCCCGCUUUGGGGCUACACACGCCCUCGACACUCAGCCACAAGCGACCCUCGCCGCCCUGCUGCGAAUCGUCACCGUCUGCUUCUCAUGGGCCUCUGCAACCCCACCGUGGAGCCUGGCUGCAUGCACGCUGACGAUGCCCACGCUGGGAAGCCUCCAUGUCCCUGGCCUCCUCGUCUACUCGACCGACAAGUUGACCCGAGGCCGUCCGCACGUCCCCAGCUGGCGAUGCAGCGAGCUACUUACAAGGCUAACAUGCCCAUGGAGCCGCGCUUGUCUCUACUACCUGCCCUCCCUACCAGCACACCACCAGCCCUCUCCCCCACACCUGGCAGCCAUCGACAGCCACGAGGCUAUUGUCGUCUCGUCAUCUGCACUCCCAAGCAGGACUGGCACCGCCUUCUUCUCCCCAAUGGCUCCACCCGAAUUGGCGGUGAGACCAUGCCCUGA
Messenger RNA from Bipolaris maydis ATCC 48331, 1026 nucleotides. RefSeq lists its product as uncharacterized. The record is from RefSeq and is a predicted model, not a curated record. NCBI's taxonomy places the organism in Eukaryota, Fungi, Ascomycota, Dothideomycetes, Pleosporales, Pleosporaceae.